AUGGUCCUCAAACUUUACGGAUUCCCGGCCUCCACCUGUACUAACCGAGUACGCAUCGUCCUCGCAGAAAAGGGUCUCGAGGCCGAGUUUCACCCUAUCGACUUGAGCAAGGGCGAACAGAAAGCAGAGUCCUACGUGAAUGACCUGCACCCAUUCGGCAAAGUCCCCGUUCUACAAGACACCGAGACGGGUGUUCAGAUUUUCGAAAGCAGAGCCAUUACCCAGUACCUUUCCAGCAAGUACUCCGGUCAAGGAACUACACUUUCCCCUCCCGAGUCCGAUCUGAAGGCCUGGGCUCUGUACCAGCAGGCACCCUACUUUGACCCGCUCGUCUCUCAGAUCUCUUUCGAGAAAGUCUUCAAACCCCGCAAGGGUCUUGGCCCGACCGACGAGGCUCGCGUCCAGGUCCUCUUUUCGCAGCUCACGCCCACCCUCGAGGGCUACGAGCGGAUUCUUUCCAAGCAGAAGUACCUUGCAGGUGACCAGGUGACCCUUGCAGAUCUGGCGCAUUUGCCGUAUGGAGUGUUUGUGGAGCAGUUCGGAUUCGCCGAUCUUCUUCCGAAGUAUCCCCAUGUUCAAAAAUGGUGGGAGGAGCUGAAGGCGAGGGAGAGCUGGAAGAAGAUUGCUGCUUAG
Molecule: messenger RNA, 633 nt
Organism: Aspergillus nomiae NRRL 13137
Lineage: Eukaryota; Fungi; Ascomycota; Eurotiomycetes; Eurotiales; Aspergillaceae
Product: glutathione S-transferase family protein
Exons: 3
Coding region: 1-633 (210 amino acids)
Cellular component (GO): cytoplasm
Molecular function (GO): glutathione transferase activity; glutathione binding
Source: RefSeq, a predicted model, not a curated record